Westerdykella ornata is the source of this 849-nucleotide messenger RNA. RefSeq lists its product as uncharacterized. NCBI's taxonomy places the organism in Eukaryota, Fungi, Ascomycota, Dothideomycetes, Pleosporales, Sporormiaceae. Bases 1 to 849 code for a protein of 282 amino acids. The transcript is spliced from 3 exons. The record is from RefSeq and is a predicted model, not a curated record.
AUGAAAAUGACAGUCGCGUCCAUAGCCAUGCAUUAUACCUCGAUGCUCAGCACCGCAUCACAACCUGUAUUCAACAGGCCCGUCAUCACUGAGCGCGAAUAUCAUAUCUCUCGCGCCCUCAACCUUACACUCCUAUCGCUCAUGGUCGUUUUAUCUGUGGCGACUGUCGGACUCAAAGCGAUGACUCUUGCAUUCAUCGAAGACAACCACGAUAUGGGAUUUGUCUUUGAAACCGGAGAUCCCGAACCCACCGUUCUGGCAGCGUUGCCCGGGCGGUUGUACACAGCGCCGGCAAAGCUGGCCAUUGUAGCCGGCGUAGUCGCUUUUGUGAUUGGGGUUGUACAUGCAGCAUGCGUGCUAUGGGAUUGGAAGCGUGGUAAAUUCACACAAUCAUAUGCCUUCCGUCGCAACAGCAUGUUCCUGCACUUCUGCAACUCUGUACUUGUGCUCUUCUCCUUGGUUUCCAUCUUCAUCACGCACAAAUCAACCUCGCAUUUCCAUGAACGAUACAUCAUGCGACAAGCGGAUCGCUUUAACGAUCCAAACAAUCCCUUCAACAACAGCACCGAUAAUGAUGGCAUCCGUUAUAACAUCGGCACUUUCGACCUCGAGACUUGGAGCUGCGAACUCAAGACCGUUGAAGGCGCUAGGAGAGUAUGGAGUGAGUACGAGCGACAAUGUUCCAUUGAAAUGGCGGGAAGAAUCCUCGUUAUACCUUUUAUGAUAACAGCCUUCUUGAUCGCCGGUGCAUGCAUUGCGCAGAUGAUGAGGUGCAGGAGGGAUGCCAACGGGGAACGCAUGAAGACCGAGGAGGUGAGCAUGGAGAUGGGCAAGUUCAACGCCAUCUAA